AUGCCUAUUUGCAUCGAGUGCUCCUAUCCGGUCUCUCACCUGUACAGCGCCUACAGCCGUGCCGAUGACCGGUCCCAAGGCAAGGGUGUGCGGCUAACGCAAUGCCCGCGUUGCCAGCGGUUUGCCGAUAAAUACGUUGAAUAUGACUUUGUCGUGCUCUUCAUUGACUUGGUGCUCAUUAAGCCCCAGGUAUACCGACAUCUCCUCUUUAAUCGGCUCGGGCGAGACGACAACCAGUUCGAUCGGUCCAUAAUUCGCCUAGGAGUGCUUCUACUUCUCUUCGACGUCUACUUGACCUGGGCACGCAUUGAGAAGGACCCAUCUCUCGCAACGACCUUCUUGUCACGCGCCCCUAUCAUUGUCCAAUACCUCUUCUUCCUAAGCUUGAAUGGAGCCGCAACUCUCGCACACCACCUCACCGUGCGCCUUCUGGCCUCAAUCCUUGUUCCGAAGUCGCGCCGGUACAGCGGACCAGACAGCAGCAGCAACGCCAACACCAAUCCUACCACAAAAUCGACAAAAGAUACCACCCCCUUCCCCUCCGGACCCCCUACGCCAACGCAUCCUUCGCCAUCCACGGCGCCAAUAAGCCCACAAACCCAGACCCCCGCCAACCCCUCCGCAAGCCUACCAAGCCCAAGCCCAACCCCCAACUCAAAUAGCGAGGUCACCUCCCCAACCGAGCUAUCACCGCCACCGCAAGGCACAUCAAUGGGACCACCACCCCGACCUGCGCCGCCGCUACGCCGGACAUCAACAGCUCCGAUGCAGAAUAUCCAGCCCCUGCCCCCUCCAACAGCCGCGAGCCCAGCAGCAAUCAGCACCGCUCUGCUAGUCAGCAGCUGUGCAAAGCUUUUUCCCAUACUGCUAGUAAUCUGGGGCGCUGACGGCAACGGCAGCCUCUCGGAUAUUCCAGCGCACAGUCAUACAGCAGCACAUGUUCGGUCCCAGACGGCUACAAUUCCGAGCGCGGUGCAACAAACCCUGCUCGCUACAGCGACGAAAACAUCUUCCCUCCUCUCUACGAAAGCAGCUAUAUCAUCUCCGCCCUCAGAUUCGGCGCUUUCUUCUUCAUUCCUGGAAUCGUGGCUGACUACCAUGACUUCUUCACUUCACACUUCUACGCCGACGAGUUAUCUGACGGGGCUUUUUGACUUGCUAUCUUCGUUGCUUUCUCUUGGUGUUGUUGAUACGCAUCUGGUGCUUCUGAGCAAUAUCGAGGCUCUGUAUAUCUUACUUGGGUGUGGGUAUCUGCGUGCUGUUGCCGUUGCUGUUGCAGGUCAAACCGCCCGGUGGGCGGUACAAAGGGUGAUUCUGGGUGCUGUGGGAGUUGGUUAA
Molecule: messenger RNA, 1338 nt
Organism: Penicillium robsamsonii
Lineage: Eukaryota; Fungi; Ascomycota; Eurotiomycetes; Eurotiales; Aspergillaceae
Product: sterol homeostasis protein ARV1
Exons: 3
Coding region: 1-1338 (445 amino acids)
Biological process (GO): sterol metabolic process; intracellular sterol transport; sphingolipid metabolic process
Cellular component (GO): cortical endoplasmic reticulum; Golgi apparatus
Source: RefSeq, a predicted model, not a curated record